Messenger RNA from Phalacrocorax carbo (great cormorant), 1443 nucleotides. The record is from RefSeq and is a predicted model, not a curated record. Lineage: Eukaryota; Metazoa; Chordata; Aves; Suliformes; Phalacrocoracidae.
ACUGACUCGGGAGGGGAGGAGAACACGCCCCUCGGCCCCAGAAGUGCAACUUCAUUUAGCAGCUCCCAGUACAAGGAAACUGCAAGUCUGAAACCGGCUGUGGCUCUCCCAGCCGGCUUGGCUGCUCGCCACAGCAGGCAGAGACACCAGGAGGGUGUAAUCCAGCCUCGGUUUCUUCCUCGGCGGCAGGACUGUGGAACUUGGGACCGAAGAGGCAGCGGGAGCUGGGGUGGCCAAGCUGCUGCCCUGCUGCGUAUGGAACUUGUUUGAAGUCAUGUCCAGAAGGAAAGUCAACUAAAUUAAAUCAGCGCUUUGCAGGUAUAUAGAGAUGCAAUGGAGGUAGAGUCCAGCACAUACACCGACUUUAUUUCCUGCGAUCGGGCUGGUCGGAGGAAUGCUGUCCACGACAUCCAACGAGAUGCAACCACCAUCAGCAUGCGCAAGCUGACCGAGGACCUAGGUGACCUCGCCGUUGAAGGAGCAGAAAGCCAAAGAGAUGCCACUUCUUCUGAGAACGACCCUGGAGCAAGACCAAAGGGGCAAGAAAACAGCCCCUCCCCAUGACAGUGUACAGGGGGUGGGAUGGGCAGGAGGAGGGCUUCGUUUUGAACAUUAAACAAGAAUUUGCUAUUGAAUCUGCGGACAAAAGCCAACCUGGAACACCAAGUUGUCUGUCAAAUGCCUCUGCUGCAACCAUUUUUGUUUAGAAAGCCACAAGAUGCUGUGCAAGGACUGGCACCUCCAAAAGACUUCUGCUCCCAUCCCUAAUGAUUUAGCGCAACACUGCCAUGGUUGUAGUGAUAUGAGCCAUUCUCAAGAUGCCUUAGCUGCAAUUUUCCCCUAGGGGAAAAACAGAUUUCAGUAAUAAUAGACACAUGAGACUUUCCUGUCCAAGGUACCUUCCUCCUUUGCAAAUAUAGACUAUUAUUUAUUCUGUUUCCAUAGAUUAGAAAUUUAGAUUAUUGGUUUUUCUAAGCCUCACCCUCAUCGGCAUCUUAGACCUGACCUGGCCUCUGGACUGCCAUGUGGCCCCUUGUCAGGGUGGGCAGUGGGGAAGGGACCCGGCCAGUCCCACUGCCUUCAUGUCAAGCACCACUCACCUGUGCUGCUGCCACUUAGCAUCAGGAAAGGACCAAAGCACAGCUCUGUAUGGAUGAGCUCCACCUACAGACUCAGCAGCAUCAGCCACAGGCGUCUUUUUCUUCAGGUUUUAGCAUUUUACGAUACUGUUAAGGGGAGGGGAGAAACAUUUUGCUGGUUUGACUGUUGAAAUUCAGGCUUAACUUUGCAAGCUGUUAGCUGAGAUGAUCUCUGGUAGGAUCUCACACCGUUCUCUCUUUUAGGAGACAUGUUUUGUGUUAAAGAUGGUUUGAUAAAACUCUAUAAGCUGUUGGAAUAAAUAACACAGCCUUCAAAUGCUGAAGGUGUUUUUUUCUGCCUGGA